Messenger RNA from Capsicum annuum, 3854 nucleotides. Its product is annotated as putative pentatricopeptide repeat-containing protein At5g59900. The transcript has 5 exons. The record is from RefSeq and is a predicted model, not a curated record. Lineage: Eukaryota; Viridiplantae; Streptophyta; Magnoliopsida; Solanales; Solanaceae. Bases 131 to 2770 code for a protein of 879 amino acids. Gene Ontology annotation, molecular function: protein binding.
AUGUAACUCCAUAACAACCCUUCAUCAAAUUGAAAGUAGCAGUUCUACCCCCAACUUUACAUCUUUAUCAAAAUCUCACAACAACGCCUCCAUUUGCUCAGAGCGCAUUUCUGCAAUACAAGCCCACCUAAUGUACCCUUCCCUUCGCCGGAGCCGGCCAUUCUCCGGCCACAUUCACAACGACCAAAACUUCAUAGCAACUCUAAACGACAUCGUUCGAAACAAACGGAGCUGGAAUACAGCACUGAACAGCACAAUAUCCAGUACACUAAAACCCCAUCACGUAGAACAAAUCCUCCUUCAAACCCUCGAUGAUUCAAAAUUGGCUUUACGGUUCUUCAAUUUUCUUGGCCUUCACAAAAAUUUUAAUCAUUCAACGACGUCGUUUUGUAUUCUUGUACAUUCACUUGUACAGUCUAAUCUUUAUUGGCCUGCCACUUCACUUUUACAGACCCUUUUGCAAAGAAAGUUAAACCCAUGUUUUGUUUUUGACAAUUUGUUAGAUACUUACAAAAGGUUUAAUUUUGGUCAUAGUUUGGGCUUUGAUUUGCUAGCGCAAAAUUAUGUACAUGAUAGAAGAGUAUUAGAUUCUGUUUUAAUUGUUAAGUUAAUGUUGGAAUGUUCUUUAGUACCUGAAUUAAGGACUUUGAGUAGUAUGUUUAAUGGGUUGAUUCGAAUUAGACGGUUUGAUUUGGUUUUGGAAUUGUUUGAUAAUGCUGUGAAUUUGGGUGUUAAGCCUGAUGAGUACGUUUAUUCAGCUGUGCUUAAAAGUUUGUGUGAGUUGAAGAGUUUUGAAAAGGCUAAGGAAAUGAUGCGUUGGGUUGAGCGAAAUGGGAGUAAAUUGAGUAUUGUUUUGUAUAAUAUAUUGAUUCAUGGGCUGUGUAAGGGUGGGAGAGUCUCGGAAGCGAUUGAGAUUAAAAGUUUAUUGGGUUUUAAGGGAUUGAAUGCUGAUGUUGUUACGUAUAGUUCUUUGAUUUUGGGGCUAUGUAAAGUGAAUGAAUUUCGGGUUGCUCUAAGUUUAGUGGAUGAGAUGUUGGGGAUGGGUUUGCUUCCGCGUGAUGCUGUAAUGUCGAGUGUUGUUGAUGGAUUGAGGAAAGGUGGUGAUUGUGUAGCUGCUUAUAGAUUAGUUGAUAUGACUGGGAAAGUUGGAGUUGUGCCGAAUUUAUUUGUUUAUAACGCGUUGCUUAAUUCUCUGUGUAAAGAUGGAAAAUUGGAUGAAGCGGAGUCUCUUUUUGAUAGAAUGGAGGAUAGAGGUCUGUGCCCGAAUAGUAUAACUUAUUCCAUCAUGAUCGACUCUUUCUGUAAACAAGGGAGAGUAGAUGAUGCUAUUGUUGUUUAUAAUAGAAUGCUUGAUAAUGAGGUAGAAUUAACCAUAUACCCUUACAAUUCUCUUGUCAAUGGCUAUUGCAAGGCUGGAAAUUGUAGUGCGGCAGAAUCCGUCCUUAAUGAGAUGAUUGAUAAAGGAUUGAACCCGACUGUUGUAACCUAUACAUCAUUGAUAGAUGGUUACUGCAAGGAAAGAGAAGUGCAGAAGGCCUUUCGGCUUUACCAUGAGAUGACAGGCAAAGGAAUCUCACCGAAUACAUUCACUUUCACUGCACUUAUCUCUGGUUUUUGUCGUGCAAGCAUGAUGGUAGAAGCAAGUAAAUUAUUUGAUGAGAUGGUGAAAAUGAAUGUAACUCCUAAUGAGGUCACUUAUAAUGUCUUGAUUGAAGGGCAUUGUAAAGAUGGGAAUACGGAAAGGGCUUUUGAAUUGCUAGAUGAAAUGGUAAAGAAGGGUCUCCUUCCUGACACAUAUACCUACAGAUCUCUGAUAACAGGACUUUGUGCAAAAGGUAGAGUAUCUGAAGCAAAAGAGUUCAUUGAGGACCUUCAAAAACAGCGUCAUUAUCUGAAUGAAAUGUGUUUCUCUGCUCUCUUGCAUGGUUAUUGUAAGGAAGGAAGAUUAAAGGAUGCAUUAACCACUACUAAUCAGAUGGCAGAAAGGGGAAUAAACAUGGACCUUGUAUGCUACGGUGUACUUAUUUAUGGUACUCUAAAGCAUCAUGAUUUGAAAUAUUCAUUAAAUAUUUUGAAGGAGAUGAAUGAUCGAGGAAUGAAGCCUGACGAAGUAAUAUACACUAGCAUGCUCGAUGCAUAUGGAAAAGUGGGAGAUCUUAAAAAAGCUUUUAGAUGCUGGGAUAUAAUGGUCAGUGAAGGAUGCUUCCCAAAUACCGUGACAUACACUGCGAUGAUAAAUAACUUGUGCAGGGCUGGAUUAGUAGAUAAAGCAGAGAUAUUCUACAAGGAAAUGUUGGCUAGGGGUUUGAUACCUAACCAGUUCACAUAUAGUUGUUUCCUUGAUUACCUCACAGGUGAAGGGUACAUGAUAGAAGCUAAACAGCUUCAUGAUGCUAUGCUUAACGGAUAUCUUGCAAACACUAUAACAUAUAAUAUAAUUAUACGGGGGUUAUGCAGAUUGGAUCAAAUUCAGGAAGCGAUGGAUAUUUUGCUUGAAAUGAAGGAUAAUGGUAUCUCUCCAGAUUGUGUAAGUUACUCAACCAUCAUUUAUGAAUUCUGUAGGAGGGGUGACCUGUUAGGAGCAAGUGGCUUGUGGGAAUCCAUGUUGACUAACGGUCUGAAGCCUGAUGCAGUGGCUUAUAACCUUUUGAUUUAUGGUUGCUGCAUCGCUGGAGAAAUGUCCAAGGCAUUUGAAUUGCAUGAUGAGAUGAUAAGAAGUGGUCUGAAGGUGACUCAUGCAACGUAUGCAUCUUUAAUCCAUGGAACCUGAAAAUGAGUUAGUCCAGCAGAUCUGGUAGCACUGCUGCAAGGAUCAGUUACUAUGAUCAAGUAUUAACUAUCGAAAUUCCGGAUAUUUGUACAGGAAGUGAUCAUGUCAACCUUUACUCUAAGAUGCCUCAUCCAUGAAUAGUUCAAUGUCCUGCCUUUUUAUAUGAGGACCACGAACUAAGAGCUGCGCAUCUCCAGAACUUAAAAGGAGAUCGUAGUGUUUGAAAUAUAUCAGACGGUCUCGGUCUCCUUCCUAAGUGGUUCAUAAGUCUUUCUUAGUUUAGACUUCUAAAGACGGCUUGCGCCCCUUGUUCUUGCUUUAGCCUGCGAGAACUUUAUUCAUACAGGCAACUGCUAAUAUGCUGUUGAUGUUGAAGUUUGCAAGCUGGUAUUGCAAUCAUGUAUGAAAAGAGCGUCCAGAUGCUUUAAAUUUCAGGAGUUGCUUGUUUUCGACAUUAGACAUGUAGCAAAGAUGGUACAACCGGUGCAUUUUAGAAGCCAGCACAGUUCUAUGUUGUAGUGUUGUUGCACCAACUGUUUUGUCGUCUAUGGAAUUUCUCACAUUACGGGAAAUUUGAUUCCAUAUAUCCAAGCAGAUGGCAGAAAGGAUUUCUUGUCUCAAUUAUCAACUCCUCACAAAUCCCAAAUAAGUUGAGAUCGGCUGUACAAAUUCACCGUUCUCAUUGCACUCUAUUGAGGUCUGUCUGCACUCAAAUGACAAUGCGGUGGACAGUCUUGCUCAUUUAACACCGUUCCUCUGCGGCCCUCCUUAGCAAACCAUAGCAUAGUAUGCAGCAAUCUUCUAUUGAAGCAGCACAGGAAAGCACCAAGGCUGUUGCUUGCGUUCUCAGCUAUUUUUUGUUGGUCAUGGUGGUAAAGGAUUGAUCUUCUCGCUUGCCUUGCUAACUCUGAGCAAUUGCUGGGUAAGUGUUGACAAGCUAUUAUGCCCCCGUUGAAUGAUACAAAAGGCAACUCUGUGUCAAGUAUUUUUGAUGUCAGAUGCAUAAUCAAAUUAUUUUGAACUUUUUCAUGACCUGUAACAAAAUUCACUGUAUAUUUCCAAUAACAUCACUGUUGGUUACAAA